AUGGAAAAACAUGAGAAUUUUUCCUGGAUCUACCAACAGGAGCUGGAAGAUCCGCUCAAGAAAUACCUGAACAAUACGGACGACUACCUAGCUUUGCUCUGCGGGCCUCGUCGCAGCCACCUCUUCCUCCCGGUGACUGCGGUGUAUGCUCUGAUUUUUGUGGUGGGAGUCGUUGGCAAUCUCCUGGUAUGCCUGGUGAUUCUCCGGCACCAGACGAUGAAGACCCCCACCAAUUAUUACCUCUUCAGCUUGGCUGUCUCCGACCUCCUAGUCCUGCUUCUCGGGAUGCCCCUGGAAGUCUAUGAGAUGUGGCGCAACUACCCCUUCCUGUUUGGGCCGGUGGGCUGCUACUUCAAGACGGCCCUCUUCGAGACCGUGUGCUUCGCCUCCAUCCUCAGCGUCACCACCGUCAGCGUGGAGCGCUACGUGGCUGUCCUCCACCCGUUCCGCGCCAAACUCAAGAGCACCCGGCGCCGGGCCCUCCGCAUCCUUGGCAUCGUCUGGGGCCUCUCUGUUCUCUUUUCUCUGCCCAACACCAGCAUCCAUGGCAUCAAGCUCCACUACUUCCCCAACGGGUCCUUCAUCCCGGGCUCUGCCACCUGUACGGUCAUCAAGCCCAUGUGGAUCUAUAAUUUCAUUAUCCAGGUCACCUCCUUCCUCUUCUACAUCCUCCCCAUGAUGGUCAUCAGUGUCCUCUACUACCUCAUGGGGCUCAAGCUGAAGAAAGACCAACACCUUGAGGCAGAUAAAGUGACUGCAAAUAUUCAAAGACCAUCCAGAAAAUCAGUCACUAAAAUGCUGUUUGUCUUGGUGUUAGUGUUUGCUAUCUGCUGGGCCCCAUUCCACAUCGAUCGGCUCUUCUUCAGCUUUGUGGAGGAGUGGACUGAACCUCUGGCUGCUGUGUUUAAUCUCAUCCAUGUGGUGUCAGGUGUCUUCUUCUACCUGAGCUCAGCGGUCAACCCCAUUAUCUACAAUCUGCUCUCUCACCGCUUCCAAGCAGCAUUCCGGACCGUGAUCCCUCCUUCCUGCCAACAGCAGCACUCCCAUAACCACUCACCAGGGCCAUUUGUGCAGCGGAACAUCUUCCUGACAGAAUGUCACCUUGUGGAGCUGACUGAGGAUGCAGGUCCCCAGUUCCCUUGUCAGCUGUCCGUCUUCAGCUCUCACCUUCCCACAGCCCUCUGUACUGGACAGGCACUGAGAAAGGAACUCUCAAAGAGUUGA
This is a messenger RNA of Rangifer tarandus platyrhynchus (Svalbard reindeer), 1224 nucleotides long. NCBI's taxonomy places the organism in Eukaryota, Metazoa, Chordata, Mammalia, Artiodactyla, Cervidae. The record is from the annotation of a GenBank genome assembly.